AUGUGGCCUCUUUCGCUUCUCAUGUUCUGCAGCUACGGGUUGGACUCACCGUUUGCGGCCCGGCCGAUAAUUCGGCCUGGCGAUGACUCUUUGGCUUCGUGGGCUGGCCCUGGAUGGUCUAUGGGCCUUUGUUGCUCUUCGAUUCGCGUGACCUCCAGUGUGCUGGCCUGCACUGACUUGCGCGUUUGCUCUUGUGCUGACCCCGCCGGGUCCUUCGCUCUCGGCAAACAAUAUGCCGAAAACUUUGCCGAGUGUCUGCGCUUGCAAGCAGCUGGUGAAGAUUUACUUGUUUCCCCCCACUCGGGGCUGCCUGAUUCUAACCCUUCCGUGCACAAACAAGCCAAGCUCACCAAAAUGCAACCGAUUAUGCCCGAGUUCAAGUACAUGGUCAGCGUCCAUGUGGCCGAUUGUUCUCAGUUGCAGCUUGAUGACAAAAGGAAUUUGGGGCGUCUGCUUAUCGACGGUCCUCUGCCCGUCAUGCGACGCCGGCUCGACUUGCUUACCAAGUGGUCCGCGUGGGCCGGGCCAACGAACUGGCCGAACCUGAGAAAGCUCUUCAUGCUUAGGAAGAGCUUGAUCAAAGACUCCGAUGCCGAACUCUGGAGCCAAACUCUUGCGGAGCGGGAUCAGAAGUCUUGGCUGAGCGGUCCUUACAGCUACCAAGAGCUGACUGAGAUUUUGGGGCCACACUGGAUACCUGUUCGUGGAUUCGCAAUUUUCCAAAGAGGGAAGUUAAGAUGCAUAGACGAUUUGUCUGAGAACAGUGCUAACUCGUCGUGGGAAGUGGCGGAAAAGAUUGACCUUCGUGCGAUGGACGAGCUUCUCUGGAUAACCUCGAGGCUCAUGCAAUCCAUCGUCGACCGAGGUUCGGUUAACCUUCGCCUUUCCUCGGGCGAAGUGAUCAGCGGCCCUUUGCACACUGUCUGGCGCACGCGGCCUGAGUCCGCGCGUCCGGUCUUGAAAUGCGUGGACUGCGUGGACUUGAAAUCUGCUUACAAGCAGUAUGCUAAAAGGCCAUGUGACAGCAAGCGGUGUGUGGUCAGUCUCAGGCGGCCCUCCGACGGGCAAGCCGUCGGUUUCAUUUCGCACACCCUCCCCUUCGGCUCGCUCGCGAGCGUGGGGCAGUUCAAUCGCGUUGCCCGCUUGAUUCACCGCAUUCUUGUCGAGCUGGAGUGCCUGGCCUGCAACUAUUAUGACGAUUACCCAGUGCUCGAUAUGAGUAUGCUCUCGGCCAAUACCGAGAAGACGAUCCGCAAGCUCAUGCGCCUGUUGGGCGUGGUCUGUUCUGAGGACAAGGAAUUGCCUUUUUCUUCGGUUGCCGAUCUUCUAGGGGUUCGCCUGGAUCUUAGGGCGAAGGACUUUUCUUGCGUCAUUGUUGCGAACAAGCCCGACAGGGCUCGCGACAUUUCCGAGUCGGUCGCUAAAGUCCUAUCGGAUGGCCAAGUGGUCGUCAGGGAAGUCGACAGCUUGUUUGGAAGGAUUCAGUAUGCUGUUCAGGUGUUCGCCAACUUUCUUCUGUCUACAGACCGUGAUGCCUUUGCUUUUUUGAAGAUGCGCAUGGAUGGUGGCGAGCCCAGACGCAUACAGGUGGGGAGCUCUGGGCCUUCGCUUGUUGUGUACACUGACGGCGCCUGUGAGCCGGGUGCUGCUCGGCCGCUCUGCGCCGUUGGAGGUGUGCUUUAUGCUUCCUGGAAUGGGGCUAUCAAAGUCCGAUACUUCGGGGUCACAUUGAGCGACUCCUUGGUCGACCAGUGGACCGCAAGCGGUAAGAAGCACCUUAUACGGCUUGUCGAGUUGUAUGCCUUGGUACUCGCGCGAUUCGUCUGUGGUCGACUCCUCGACGAUCGGAGAGCGCUUUACUUUAUCGACCAUAUGGGAGUUUUUUCUGCGGCCAUCAAUUGCACGUCGAGGGACGAACUUUGGAGAUCCCUGCUUAUCCAUCUUGAAAAGGCCGAUGCCAAGCCUUGCAUCGGGUGGUAUGCUUGUGUGCCUUCUCAGUCCAAUCCUUCUGACCCUCCUUCGAGAGGCUGUUGGAUCUUUCCGAUGUGUGAUCAUGCGAUCCGGGACCAUCCUGCUUGUUUCGCCACAGGCGAACUACUUCGCUCGUCUUGA
Symbiodinium sp. CCMP2592 is the source of this 2112-nucleotide messenger RNA. The record is from the annotation of a GenBank genome assembly. NCBI's taxonomy places the organism in Eukaryota, Dinophyceae, Suessiales, Symbiodiniaceae.